UCUUCAAUUUUCUGCCUCACUGCUUUUCGCUUUAUCUAUCUUUAACAACAAAUUGGGAAACAGGAAAGUUACGUUGUUUUAUCCAAAAUGAUGUGCGAAAAUGCUGAGAUUAUGUCUGAUUUUGCUCUUCUUGAAUAUAUUCGACGCCACUUGCUCGACGACUUUGAUGCUCCGGUGGCGUCAGUAACAGACUACAAUUCGCCGGAUUCCAAUUGCAGUGGAGGCUCCGGGUGGUCGUCGUCGGUGGAUGAGACACCCACUGCCGUGGUCAAGGAAGAGCCGGAGAUGGGGUUCUAUGAUUUUCCGGCGAUUCUUGAUUUUACGGCGGUGCCUCCUCCGGCGGCGGUAGCUCGGCCAGCAGCCGUUGAGAAGCAUUACAGGGGUGUGAGGAGGCGACCGUGGGGGAAGUUCGCGGCGGAGAUAAGGGACCCAGCCAAGAACGGGGCUCGGGUGUGGCUGGGGACAUACGAGACGGCGGAGGACGCGGCGGUGGCCUACGACAGGGCGGCGUAUCGCAUGCGCGGGGCACGUGCCUUGCUGAAUUUCCCGCAUAGAAUCAACUCAGGUGAACCGGAGCCAAUUAGAAUCACAAGCAAGAAGAGAUCCGCUUCAGUGGAUUAUUCAUCCUCCUCCUCCACAUCAUCGGAAAAUGUCUCAUCUAAGAGGAGGAAGACGGCGGCUCAAUCGCCGGAGCAAUCCGUUGUACAAACUUCUACCACUUUCCAUCUGCAAUAACUGCACCUUCUUCCCAUUUCUUUUCUUCUUUUUUUUUUUGGUAAAAAAAAAAGAAUUCAUUAAUUUUUUUUGUUUAAUUUGUUAUUUAUUAUUUUAGCUUUGUUGAUUUGUAGUUGUUGAAUGAACUAAUCAAAUUUGCAUUGGUUUCUUCGCAACAGAAAGCACUCUCUUUCAUCAUUUUUUA
Ipomoea triloba (trilobed morning glory) is the source of this 919-nucleotide messenger RNA. RefSeq names its product ethylene-responsive transcription factor 2-like. NCBI's taxonomy places the organism in Eukaryota, Viridiplantae, Streptophyta, Magnoliopsida, Solanales, Convolvulaceae. The record is from RefSeq and is a predicted model, not a curated record. Bases 88 to 735 code for a protein of 215 amino acids. Gene Ontology annotation, biological process: ethylene-activated signaling pathway; regulation of DNA-templated transcription. The transcript has a single exon. Gene Ontology annotation, molecular function: DNA binding; DNA-binding transcription factor activity.